GAGAAGACUCGACCUGCUCUGCUCAAGUAUGAUCAACUUGACGCUUCGAAACCAAAUAGGCAACUCCGCCAGACGCGCUAACUCGCGGCACGAGGAGGUUGGGAUGCGGUUAGGCCCAGCAUCAUGUGCAUGUAAGGAGGUCAUUUAUGACUGGCCGGUGCCGAUGCUUCACCCGGGCUCACUGACCCGUGAUGCGAACUGAGACGGCUGGUUCCCACUCGACGGAUCAAGAAAAAUGCUCCACAAUGUUAACGACAACAUGGUCCGCCCAUCAACGAGAUACCAGACACCAACAAGUGUUUGGCAAGCAUGGUGGCUUAUUGGCGAACUCUAAACCUUUUUGUUACUCAAUUAGGCAGGAUAAGUGAGAAAAUGACGGCGGGGACGGGAGCCAACUCGGCUUCGGGCUCGCGUCGCUUCGUCUUGGCUUUGGGGGGACCGGAAGACGCCAGCGGCAUUCGAGUGUCAUCCAGUUGGUCUGGGGAGCGCAGAUCCGGGGUAUCGGCUCGGCAGGAUUCCCCGCACUCGGGCCCACGUACACUUCACACCUGAGUGAUGCUGCGAGACGACGCCAUUGGACGUGACGUCUGAACAGCUUGCAUGUAUAUAUAUAUCACAUGCAUCAGCGACGGCCCGGCGUUGAUGAUAACACACCGGCAAACUCAUCACCACAUCUCACCAUCGCACAGCCAACCUCCUCAUCUCCUCCUCACAGCAGGCCAAGGCCAAGGAACAACUAAAGACAUCCGAGUAGAACAUUGAAUCACGCAAAAAUGGCUACAAACGGAGCACAUGCCAACGGCACGCUCUUCACCCCCGAGAAAUACCCGCCCUUCCCCAAGGACGUCCCCAGCGUGAAGCUCGAGACUUUCUCCCUCGCGCAGCUGGAGAAGGGGGACAGGGCGCUCGAGGACAAGCUCUUCGAGACGUGCAAGGAGCGGGGCUUCUUCUACCUAGACCUCAACGGGAGCUCGCGGGACUCCAUGGGCCGCGACUGCGACGACAUCGCCAGGCUGGCCGAGAAGGUCUUCAAGCUGCCGGCCGAGGUGAAGGAGCAGUACGGGGUGACGGACAAUAUCUUCGGCUUCAAGAGGAUAGGAGCAACCAAGACAGACGCAAAAGGCACCCCAGACACAGCAGGCUUCCUGAACAUCGCAAAGGACCGCAUCCUCGACAACACAGACCGCUGGAAGUACCCCUCCCUCGUCCUCGACCACAAGGACCUGCUGGCGCGGUACAUGCGCAACGCGCACGCGACGGGCCUCAAGGUCCUCUCCGUCCUCGCCGAGCGCCUCGGCCUCCCCGCCGACGGCUUCGACGGCCACCACCGCCUGGCGCAGGAGUCGGGCGACCACGUGCGCAUGACGCACGGCCCGCCGCGCAGGACGGCCGAGCUGCCCGAGAUCCAGACGCCCGGCCACACCGACUUUGGGACCAUCACGAUCCUCUUCAACUGGCUGGGCGGCCUGCAGGUGUGGUCGGACCCGUCGAGGGGCAACUUUGGGAACGUGGUCGACCCGGAGAGCACGGCGGGGCCGGGGGGCGGCGACGAGGGGGACGGCGAGAGGCCGCGGUGGCUGUGGGUGCAGCCGCCGCCGCCGAACCACGCCAUUGUCAACCUCGGGGAUGCGGCUGUCAAGUGGACCGGCGGCGUGCUUUGUUCCGGGAGGCACCGGGUCGUGCCUGCCCCCGGUGAGCAGGGCAGGUAUGACCGUUAUUCUAUUGUGUACUUUGUCCGGCCUGAGGACAAGGCCAUCCUGAAGAGGAUGGAGGCGCCUGGGAUCCCUAAGCUGGAGCCCGGGGAGGAGGAGGAGGAGAUCACUGCCAAGGAGUGGAUCCUCCAUCAGACGAGGGGCCUGGGCCAGCAUCUCUCAACAAAUUAGAGCGUCUGUGACCAUCUAGGAUGCGGGUAUUAUGUGGCAGUCGUCGUCGAUCAGGUAUUCUGGGCUCUAAGCCUUUAGCGGUUCACAUGUUUUUGAAAAGCAAAUUGAUUUAUGAUAUAUCGGGUUCCACA
Messenger RNA from Diaporthe batatas, 2014 nucleotides. RefSeq lists its product as uncharacterized. The transcript has 2 exons. Bases 774 to 1883 code for a protein of 369 amino acids. Gene Ontology annotation, molecular function: dioxygenase activity. Lineage: Eukaryota; Fungi; Ascomycota; Sordariomycetes; Diaporthales; Diaporthaceae. The record is from RefSeq and is a predicted model, not a curated record.